GAGAGGUUGCGUAGCAACGUGUGUUGCUCUGUAGUCCAGGCUGCGGUGGCGGAGGACUGGCGAUGCCCAAGAACUCGGUGGUCAUCCUGCGCUACGGGCCCUACAGCGCGGCAGGCCUGUCAGUGGAGCACCACACCUUCCGCCUACAGGGCCUGCAAGCUGUAUUGGCCAAAGAUGGACACGAGGUCAUCCUAGAGAAGAUAGAAGACUGGAAUGUGGUGGAACUUAUGGUGAAUGAAGACGUCGUCUUCCACUGCAACAUUAAGGACCUGGAGUUUGGAGGCGACGGUACACUAGACCCACUGUGCGAAAAGGCCCGGAUAGCUGUGCUGAACGCCUACUGAUCUCCUUGUGGAACAAGCAUCUUAAAUUGGCAGAACAGCAGCUGCCCCAGCCAUUCUAUGAUGCAGGCAGAAGUGGCUGUGCUGGGGUGUGGACACUGGGCUCUACUAGUGAGAACAGGGUAACUUCGGCCUGACUUCCAGCCUACACAGCCUCAGGGUUUUCACCUGGCUGCACAGGAGUCCACAGAAAUAAUAAAAACCACAUCAUUUGUAGCAUCUCUCAAUCUCAACCCAUUGGGAGAGCCCUCCAAUAUCAGAUACACAUUGAGCUGAAGGAAAUCAUAAAAUGCAAUCAAAUAACAAGGUGCCAUCCCUUACUAAUAACACAUAGUUGCCAGAAGCAUCUGAGAUUUCAUUGUUUAGUACUUGAAGAGCUCAGAACAGGUAAAAUUAAAGAGAAGUUGGGGGAAGGGUGGGAAUAAAGGCUUUUGACAGUCUGAACCAAAAGCAAAUGUUAAUAUUUGGAAACUUUGCUGUUCCUACAGAUUUAUUUCUGUCUCCUGAGGGAAUAUUUUAAAUUGCUAAUAUAAAAUUAGCUGAAAUCAAAUCUUCAGUUAUUCUCAUCUAAAACAAGAAAAUGACCUGUCUUCUUUUGCAUCAAGAUUGUCUAAGGAGGGCAUGAAACCGUCCUCGGCAGGAUGUGAGAUGGCUCCCUGGUCCCUCUGGAGGAGAACACAGCCCCGCAGAGUUAAAGAGGGUCUUCUUUAUGUUCAGUGUGAAAAUCAAUCAUAUCAAAAUGAUAUUUUUACUUUCUAGUCUUAUGCACCAAAGUGUAGUAUAUAUUCUUAACUACAGUGUAACGGAGAGGGGGAAAUGCAGGUACGUUAAAUGGGACGUCAUGGUAAGAAGGCCUCACACCUAUAGAAGAAAGCCAGAUUCCCUAACAGAAGACUCUGGACCCAGGGCACCCGUGCAGAAGGAGCAGGGUCUUUAGGAUCCCUCCAAGAGCUUCGGCCUUGCCCCCUCUGAGAGCAAGCCUAACCAUUGCCCCCGGAAGCCUCAAACCCUUCUGCACCCUAGAACUUCAAAGGCCGCCAGGAACCAUGAAACUGCUUGCACAGGUUCUUUCUCAUAUGUGAGAAAAUAGACGGUAUAGUUUUAAAACCUCAGCCCAAGCUACACUUGUCAGAGUUGAUUCAGGGAUUGAAUCAACUAUUUAACUGAUUCAAUUAAUUAAAUCGAAUCAAUUUAAGCAUCUCCUUACUGAGAAACUGAGGCUCAAAAAAGAUUUUUCCAGUGUCUAGUGCCAGUUUUCAUGUAUCUUUUGUAACCCUAGAUUUAGUCCUUUUUGUCAAAGACCAGUUUAAGUUACUAUAGAUAUAGCAUUCAAUCUUUGUUUCAAUAUAACAUUUUACUACAAAAGAAAUCCAUUCUCAUUAAAGAAAAAUGAAAAAAUACACAUAAAAAUAAAGGACAACUUUAAUAUUUUUAUAUA
Messenger RNA from Sapajus apella (tufted capuchin), 1779 nucleotides. RefSeq names its product chromosome unknown C10orf53 homolog (gene CUNH10orf53). The coding region runs from base 63 to 344 and encodes 93 amino acids. The transcript is spliced from 3 exons. The record is from RefSeq and is a predicted model, not a curated record. Lineage: Eukaryota; Metazoa; Chordata; Mammalia; Primates; Cebidae.